Physella acuta is the source of this 3263-nucleotide messenger RNA. RefSeq lists its product as uncharacterized. Gene Ontology annotation, molecular function: protein binding. Lineage: Eukaryota; Metazoa; Mollusca; Gastropoda; Physidae. The record is from RefSeq and is a predicted model, not a curated record.
AUGCCGAAUGAAUUAAAGCUAUUGAUAGAACAAAAAUUGUGUGAACAGCUGAUUGAUUUAACAAUACCUUCAAAAAUUGCAGCUGUUUACAAAAGUAUUAUCUCUUUAUGGGACUAUUUCGGUAGACUGAUGAAAAGCGAAUCUUCAUGUUUAACCAUAAAUCCAUUCUAUGAAGAUGGCUACACAUUCUUGUUGACAGAAUCCUACAUCGGUAACAUCGACCGUGUAAAAAGUUUACUGGCCAGAAACGUUGAUGUCAAUAUAAAGUCUAGACACGGAGAGACGGCUUUAAUGUUGGCAUCACAACAGGGUCAUCACGUGGUUGUUCAGAUGUUACUGGAUCAUGUCGCUGAUUUAAAAAUAACUUUGCCAAACGGUUUGACGCCACUCAUGUUAGCAUCGUUGUCAGGACAUGCAAGGAUAGUUGAAAUUUUACUAAAAUACGGUGCUGAUAUAAACACCGAGGUUGGGAACGGACUUAACGCUAUUUUACUGGCAGUUCUGCGCAAUCACUUUCAUGUUGUAGAGAUAUUUCUGACACAAAAAUUGGAAAGCAUAAAGGUGGAGACAUUGAGUAGAGCGUUACUUCUAGCUACUGACAAAGGCUAUACUAAGGUUGUGGACAUGAUACUGAGGUAUAGAAGAAUCGACGACGGACUUCUCUUUGCUUUUUGCGAACAUAAGCAUCGGAUUCUUGAUGUAUAUUUUAAAUAUUUUGACAUAAACACUAAAGAUGAAAGUGGCUGGACCUUAUUACACUACGCUGCAAAUAAGGGAGAUGAUUUAAAUGUUGAAUAUUUGUUAAAAAUGAGAGCAAAUAUUAACUCUCAAUCUCGUCAAUAUGGAGAAAGUGUGUUAGCAUUGGCCACUAAAAAUGGGCAUUUUAAAACAGUAGAUUUACUUUUGAAGAAUGGUGCCAAUGUAGAUGGCAUUAACUAUGCCGGUCAAAGUCAUCUUAUGCAGGCUGCAGAAUCAGGAAAGUCUGAGAUAGUUCAAUUACUUUUAAAAAACGGAGCCGAUAUAAAUAAAUUUGACAACACGGGAUUCAUUGCCUUACAAUCCGCUGUAAUAUUUGGUCACUAUAACUGUGUAGAAUUGCUGCUAAAAAACCAUGCUAGGGUCAACCACCAAAGUAACAAUGGUGCUUCUGCUCUUAUUAUAGCAGCGACUAAACGUCAUUACAAUAUUGUUAAGUUACUUCUUGCAUACGGAGCAGAUGUACAUCAAUUUGACGAAAACAAUAACAAUGCACUGAAGAUUGCUUUACAAGUGGGUGAUACUGAGACUAUAAAAUUACUUUUAAAACAUGGCGCUACUGUCAAUACUGAUAACAAAUUUACUGAGGAUGCACCCAGUUACACAGAAAAGCAAGGCAGUCAUGAUGACGGAGAAAGAAAUCUUCUGGCUCUGAACACAAAUGAUGAAUCAUUUAUCACCUUGAAAGAUAUUGUGUAUGCAUUGACAACUAUUCCGAUUUCGAUAAUUGUGGCUGCACUUCUGAUUUUGUUUUUAGCACGUAAAAUAUGUUUACAUCAAAUCACACAGAUCAAACCAACGUUAACCUUGCAAAACAAAAUGAUUGCUGUGAUCAGUUUUUACUGGGACUUUUUCUUCGAUAUUACUAACACACCAUUACUCCUACAAAACGUCUGGGGUUGUGACAAGACAUGCCAACCCAUCGAGUCAGGAUUCUUCAGACUUCUCAACUUUCGGGGGAAAUUACAUUCUUUAACACAUGUACAGGAGGUGUCACCUAACUGUAACGGCUGUUUGGUGAUGUCAGAAAUUGAUAGAGAAUCUUUACAAAAUUCUAACAUUUACCUGGAAUUUUUACUUCUUGUUGAAUACAUCAAACGUAUUGUUAAUAUCAUUGAUGAGAAACUUGCAGAAAAUGUAAACGUGAAAGAUGUUGAUACAUUAAGAGUCCUCCGCAACCUGUCAAUAGAAGUUAGCGUAACUCUAGGUUCAGCUGUAAAUCCUCAGCUAUCAAGUUCUGAUCAAGAUGUCUCUCUUCAAUUAGAUAAUAUAAAGAUCAAAACAGAUAUACUUUCAGGUAAAAAAAUUAAUCUGUCACAAAUGGCAAAUGAAGACAGCAUAAAAGUAACUGAGCCGCAAUUAAUUUGCUCCAUGUUUGGCCUAAAUAUUCUAUUUGAGAAGUACCUGCUUGAUCUGGACACCGAGUUCAUUGACCAUCGAGAUCUGCUUCACGUUUUGAGCAGGUGGUUGGAGAACAAUGUCAAGGCUAUAGAAGAGACAGACCAGUCUGUUUCUCUCUAUGAUUGCAUGCUUAGGAUUGGCUUGUCAGAUGAGUCAGCUAACCGUUAUACGGAUUAUGUCGGUGAGGAAUUUGUUAACAUGUAUUCUUUACUGUAUUGGAUCACAAAAUAUUUUAAAGGCUUAAUUUUGUCCAACCCCUUGACUACAGAAAUAACAUCAGCUCACCUUUUUGAAAAUACAUCAAGCUACAACAUAUGGGAAACAUGUGAUAUACAACGAACAGACUAUGAUACCUUGUUUACAAUUAAAGUUCUAAAUCUACAAUCACAAAGUAAUUUUACUUUAGAAGACUUAGAAAUGGCCAAUAAUAAGGUAAAAAAGUUAAGGAAAAAAUUAAAUGGUGAAAUCUGCCAUUAUUAUUACCAUGCGACCUCCUUACAGUUUGCAGAAGAUAUUAUUCAGAAUGGAAUCCGCGUAGAAGAGGGAGAAAAACGUUUGGACUUUUCCCACGGAGGGGGAUUUUAUGUGAUAAAUAAUUUUAAAACUGCCAUGAAAUGGACACGUCGUUUCAAGCAACACAACCCUGCCCAGGCUGUUAUUAUAUACAAAGUUCUGGAAACGGAAAUGGAAAGUGGAAAGGGACUUAAAUUUGAUGACGUCAUAGAAUGGAGACAAGUGGUCACUGCGUGUCGUAAAGGUUUUCCGCGUAGUCCAGAAGUUUCUAAAAUUAGAGACAAGCUCAGACGUGCCGACUAUAUUGAAGGUUUCUUGUGUUCCAAUGGACGACAGGUGACAUACGGGGCAGACCCUGAGAUCUAUCAAGACGGAGAAUUUCGUCCCAUACAAACUUGUAUCGUAAACGAUGACUUCGCCAGGAGCUUUGGUUCACAUUCAAACAUCUUUGGGAUUGUGAUCUUUAGAAAUAUCUAACUUAAAUUUGAUAAGCUACAUAAUAAGUAUGUUAGAAAACAAAACUAUCAUUUAUUGACUUUUAUUUAAACGACAAGCAAAGUUAUAUUUUCAGUUGUCAAGUAAAUAACAUUCAA